Synchytrium microbalum is the source of this 765-nucleotide messenger RNA. RefSeq lists its product as uncharacterized. The record is from RefSeq and is a predicted model, not a curated record. Bases 1 to 765 code for a protein of 254 amino acids. Lineage: Eukaryota; Fungi; Chytridiomycota; Chytridiomycetes; Synchytriales; Synchytriaceae. The transcript is spliced from 7 exons.
AUGGCCUCAUUCCUUCACACCAAGAAGAGCUUGGUCUUCAUUUUUCUGGCUGUAUUGAUCUUGUGUGGUCAGGUUAAUGCUCAACGACGUCGUCGUCAAAGUGCUGAUCGAAGCCCAGAUCCCAGCCCAGAUCCUAGUGCUGCUCCUAGUAGAAGAUUCAGGCCGUCCCCCUCUUCACAAAUCUCUCCUGUCGAAGCUUCUCCUCAACCUUCUAUUAGACCUUCUGCUCAACCAUCAAUCAACCCAUCUCCUCGAGCCUCGAUCAGAGCAUCUGCUCAACCCUCUAUGACACCUUCUCCCCCUGCUCAGUCAUCACUGCCAAGCAUCGUGCCAUCUGUAGGACCGAGCAUGGUGUCCAACAGUCGCACCUCAACACCACCUUCUAAGCCAACUGGAUUGACAAGUGCUCAAAUUGCUUCUAAUCCAUCUGCCAAAUACAUUCCUAUCGCUGGCAUGGCAACGUUCUUCACAGAUACAGAAACACUUUGUUUGGGAAAUGGACCUAUACCUCAGUAUGCUGUGGCAUUGAAUGGUGCGACUGGGAUGUGGGUUACUGAUUACGAUCCAAAGUUUUGUGGCAUGUGUGUUCUGGUAUGGACCGCUAAAGGAAGUUUCAAAGCUGUGGUUGUAGACGUCUGUGAUCCAAUCAACUGUGACUACAACAAUGCCGCAUAUCUUGAUAUUUGGGGUGAAACUGCAUUCGCUAUAUUGGGAAAUGUUAUUGAUGGGAUUAUUCCUAUUACAUGGGAGUGGGUGACAUGUUAA